Messenger RNA from Pieris brassicae (large cabbage white), 1176 nucleotides. RefSeq names its product serine protease snake-like. Gene Ontology annotation, biological process: proteolysis. The record is from RefSeq and is a predicted model, not a curated record. Gene Ontology annotation, molecular function: serine-type endopeptidase activity. The coding region runs from base 57 to 1154 and encodes 365 amino acids. The transcript is spliced from 9 exons. NCBI's taxonomy places the organism in Eukaryota, Metazoa, Arthropoda, Insecta, Lepidoptera, Pieridae.
UUAAAAUUGUAAGCGCAUUGUUCGUACUAUUAUUAGGUUUAUCCACAAGACAAAUAAUGAAACCUAGACUAACGUGGAUCUUACUUCUAGUGGCGGGCUUGACGGAAGGCAAGAAAAUAUCAAAUGGAAGAGAGAAACGACAAAUAGUAUUCGGAUCUCCAGAGUACUAUGAAAAUCCUUGUAACUACACCGCAUCGCCAAAACCGGACUUCUCCAGACCUGGUCUAAGACUCAGCGCAGUUAAAUGUAUAGAACAUUUCUGGGUCAUGAAGCGCCAAAAACAGGACCAAUUACAACGAUUGCACUGCUACAACUGGCAACACAGGAACGACGAAUUUUUUUCUGGAGGUGGUAUCGGAGGACGUAACACUAAGGCUGGAGAGUUUCCACAUAUGGGCGCAUUAGGGUGGAGAGCUACUGUCGGAACGUGGGUAUUCAAGUGCGGAAGUUCCUUGAUUAGCUCUAAAUUCCUUCUGACCGCUGCUCACUGCUCUAGAGUACCUGCUCGAGACACUAGUGUGGCCAAUCCUGUCCCAGAAAUCGUAAGACUUGGGGAUAAAAAUAUAGCGGAUGUGUAUACUAACGGCAUUGAUCCAUAUGACGUAAAAAUCAAAAGAAUUGUUAAACACCCGAACUUUAAUUCGCCGCUGAAAUAUUUUGAUAUUGCAAUUAUAGAGUUAAUGGACCAAGUAAAGUUUUCGGAUCUCAUACAACCUGCGUGCCUUUGGACAGCUUCUAAUAUUGGAACGCUUGGUAAAGAAGCCACUAUCACUGGGUGGGGUGUUACAGAAACAGCUGGAAAAACGACGUCACCAGAGUUGCAAGCUGUGUUGCUGGACUUCAUAGAUUCAAAUGAUUGUGACCGGCUCUUGAUGAAAUACAGAAGCAGACAAUGGCAUGGACUAGAUGCGCAUCAACUGUGUGCUGGAAAACUUGCUGGUGGUGCAGAUUCUUGCAAGGGUGAUUCCGGUGGACCACUUCAAGUAAAAUAUAAAUUAACGAAGAGGAAUCCGUUGAUUCCCAACGGUAUUCAUUAUCUAGUAGGAGUGACAUCUUUCGGAAUACGCUGCGCUGUAGCUAACCUCCCAGGAGUUUAUACAAGAAUAGCCAGUUUUGCUGACUGGAUAGAAGACGUAGUGUGGAGAGGAUUGUAAAGCAAUAACAAUAAAUUUUUUA